Rhododendron vialii is the source of this 1804-nucleotide messenger RNA. RefSeq names its product myb family transcription factor PHL7-like. Gene Ontology annotation, molecular function: DNA binding; DNA-binding transcription factor activity. The transcript has 8 exons. The coding region runs from base 667 to 1587 and encodes 306 amino acids. The record is from RefSeq and is a predicted model, not a curated record. Lineage: Eukaryota; Viridiplantae; Streptophyta; Magnoliopsida; Ericales; Ericaceae.
CAAAGUAGUAGUACUCCUAUGUUUUUUUCCCUUGAAAAAACUCCCCACGGUGACGCUUUGAUCUGGUGAAGACAAAUUAAACCUGGUCUGAUCAACCAAUUGGCAAUUAACAUCUCCCUCCCUCCCUCCAGCUUCACAUCCGCAAAACACAAAGAAGAGUGAGAAGAAAGAUCAAAAGGAACCCAAGAAGGAGAAGGUAGAGAACAAACAAAAAAAAACGCAGUUGUUGGGUCCAAGGCCACACAUCUCAAUAGAAAAGAUCAACAAACAAACAAGAGAGAAAUUUACCAAAAGCGUUUGUAAGAUUUUGUUUCUGAGAUCGAGCAUAUAUCCAGCUAACUAAAAAUUCAGUAAAAGAAGUCUUUCCAAGUUGAAGGUAGAGCGGAGGGAUUCUCGAGCCUAGCCAGCCUGAACCUGCGGGUUGGGUUCGGUCUGGGGUCAAUUUUUCAUUUCUACAAGCAAAACCCAGAAAUCGACGAUCUCCUUGUAUUUUCCAGAUCUGGAUCAUCAUGUUGGAGGUGGCAAGUCAACGCUGCAAGUGCGAAGAUAGCUUGUUGCUAUGGUAAAUGACUUGUGUAUCUACCAAAGGGCAUUUCUAGUUCAAGUUAAGCUCACAACAACUUAGCAGCAGUCCCUAUCCAGCAAUUAGAUUGUGGUGCCAGCACAAUGGAUACAAUGAAUGGAGGGAACAGUCUUCUUGAUAACAAUCCCAGUUUGGCUUCCAAGACAAGAUUGCGUUGGACACAUGAACUUCAUGAACGCUUUGUUGAUGCUGUAGCCCAACUGGGUGGUCCUGAUCGGGCUACACCCAAAGGUGUUCUCAGAGUCAUGGGUGUACAAGGACUGACGAUUUACCAUGUCAAAAGCCACCUACAGAAAUAUCGGCUUGCAAAGUACCUCCCUGACUCAGUUGAUGGGAAAAGUGCUGAUAAGAAAGAAUCUGGGGACAUGCUUUCAAGUUUGGAUGGUUCAUCCGGGAUGCAAAUUACUGAAACACUCAAGCUGCAGAUGGAGGUACAGAAGCGGCUGCAUGAGCAAUUGGAGGUGCAGAGGCAGCUACAGCUGCGCAUAGAAGCCCAAGGAAAGUAUUUGAAGAAAAUAAUUGAAGAGCAACAACGGCUCAGUGGAGUUCUCUCUGAAGUGCCUGGCUCAGGGGUCUCUGCCCUGGCAUCAAUUGACAACUGCCAAGAAUCUGACAAUAAGGCUGACCACCCAGCAACCCCAGCCCCGACUUCUGAAUCUCCACUAUUGGACAAAGCUACCAAGGAACAUGCUCCAACCAAGAGCCUCUCUCUUGAUGAAUCUUACACUUCGCAUCAUGAGCCACUUACGCCAGAUUCUGGUUCACAAGCUGAGAGCCUAAAAGGUGAGAGGCCUGUGAAGAAGCAACGGCUGAGCACGGGUGCAGCAAGAUAUGCUAAACCAGAGAUGAUGCUCGUGCCCCAGAUAUUCGAGUCAAGCUUAAGCCCACCCUACCAGCAAACCAAUUCUGUUUUCCUGGCCGGAGAGCAGCUUGACCAUUCUUCAUCAGGGAUGUCUAUUGGCAAUGAAGACCAGCUGGAAAAUAAUUCAGGCAGGAAUUUAUAGGAUUUAUGUAGCAUGUUAAUUUGUAUUUGAUGGAUCUCCAGUUUCCUCGUAUGCGUAGUUUCACGAGUGAGAUAUUUGUAAUUAGGUGAAGAAACCUCGUUAGUUCAUUGAUGGCAUGAUGUUAUUCUAGGUUGAGAGAGACAUUUUAGGAAUUUCUGUAAAUACUUGUCUUUGUCAUGUCUGUGCAAGAGUUUAUUUUAGGUAUCAUUCCUGCAAA